Messenger RNA from Xenopus tropicalis (tropical clawed frog), 3242 nucleotides. It is a transcript of the gene tomt, whose product is annotated as transmembrane O-methyltransferase homolog. The record is from RefSeq and is a predicted model, not a curated record. Lineage: Eukaryota; Metazoa; Chordata; Amphibia; Anura; Pipidae. The transcript is spliced from 3 exons. Gene Ontology annotation, cellular component: endoplasmic reticulum. The coding region runs from base 2274 to 3137 and encodes 287 amino acids. Gene Ontology annotation, molecular function: catechol O-methyltransferase activity; O-methyltransferase activity.
UUAAACUGCCCACAAAUGGGCGGGCCCCAACAGCCACCCAAUCAGGAGCCAGUUUGGAAACGUGUUGGGCUGAACCAGUUAAGGAACACGUGGACUUUCUGCAGCCAAAAGGCUAAUGAUUGCUGUCACCUAGCAAUGCUGGCCCAGCGGAGUUACGUGCCAGUUUGGGCCCUCCCAUGCCCAUAGGUACCCGGCCUGUUUACGUGUAAUUUCUGCUAUUCUCUGGGCAGGGCCAGCAGAUGCCUUUGGGCUUCACAUGGGUAUUUGUCCCAGAGCAAAAGCAUUACCCCGGGGCGUUGUGCCCAAGUGAAGUCUACGGAAGUGUUUUACCCAAUUGCCCCAAAUACACAAAUCUGCACAUUGGGAAGAUAAUUAAUAUUUAUAAAGUGGCAACAAGUUCCACUGAGCUGUAAAUUGCUGCGCGGCCAUUGGCAUCACCGUAUGCGCAGCCCAAACACUGGCGUGGGGGUUCCGAUGCUUCAUGGGAAAUAAGGAGACGGAAUGGAAUCCGGCUCUUUGUGCCAACCCAUACCCUGGUGCCCCCCUGCUUGCUCACGCCGUACCCUGGUGCCCCCCUGCUUGCUCACGCCGUACCCUGGUGCCCCCCUGCUUGCUCACGCCGUACCCUGGUGCCCCCCUGCUUGCUCACGCCGUACCCUGGUGCCCCCCUGCUUGCUCACGCCGUACCCUGGUGCCCCCCUGCUUGCUCACGCCGUACCCUGGUGCCCCCUGCUUGCUCACCCCGUACCCUGCGGCCCCCCCUGCUUGCUCACACCAUACCCUACAGCCCCCAGGUUGCUUGUGUACAUUCAACAUAUGGCUCUUGGGAACACUGAGAGGUGUAGUUCUCUCAACAGAGACCCAGCAUUAAGCCCUGCUGUUGAACUGUAUGUCACAAGGCAGUGCCCCUCCUUUAUAGAAAUCUGCCCAGUUUGCUCCUUGUAACCUGCUGAGGCCUGAGCGGGUACCUGGGCACCAUCUGUGAGACACAGGUAACCUGACCUCCCCUCUCAGGUAUCAGCCUCUCCUCUUUCCCCUCCAGAGGGCUGUGACUGGCUGGGGCACCCGCAUCAAUAAUACAUGGUAAUAGUUAGCCAGGUACUCAGCAGCCCCACAGGAACGGACAGGACUGGGCCACAACCAGCCAACAAGGUUCCAAAGGUAAAUCCCUAACCAGGUAAGUUCUACUCUUUGUACCAAGGAGUCUCUAUUGCUAAUUCCCAUUCCACCUUAAUUCUACUCUUGGUACCAAGGAGUCUCUAUUGCUAAUUCCCAUUCCACCUUAAUUCUACUCUUUGUAUCAAGGAGUCCCUAUUGCUAAUUCCCAUUCCACCUUAAUUCUACUCUUUGUAUCAAGGAGUCUCUAUUGCUAAUUCCCAUUCCACCUUAAUUCUACUCUUUGUACCAAGGAGUCUCUAUUGCUAAUUCCCAUUCCACCUUAAUUCUACUCUUUGUAUCAAGGAGUCUCUAUUGCUAAUUCCCAUUCCACCUUAAUUCUACUCUUUGUACCAAGGAGUCUCUAUUGCUAAUUCCCAUUCCACCUUAAUUCUACUCUUUGUAUCAAGGAGUCCCUAUUGCUAAUUCCCAUUCCACCUUAAUUCUACUCUUUGUAUCAAGGAGUCCCUAUUGCUAAUUCCCAUUCCACCUUAAUUCUACUCUUUGUAUCAAGGAGUCCCUAUUGCUAAUUCCCAUUCCACCUUAAUUCUACUCUUUGUAUCAAGGAGUCCCUAUUGCUAAUUCCCAUUCCACCUUAAUUCUACUCUUUGUAUCAAGGAGUCCCUAUUGCUAAUUCCCAUUCCACCUUAAUUCUACUCUUUGUACCAAGGAGUCUCUAUUGCUAAUUCCCAUUCCACCUUAAUUCUUCUCUUGGUACCAAGGAGUCUCUAUUGCUAAUUCCCAUUCCACCUUAAUUCUACUCUUUGUAUCAAGGAGUCUCUAUUGCUAAUUCCCAUUCCACCUUAAUUCUACUCUUUGUAUCAAGGAGUCUCUAUUGCUAAUUCCCAUUCCACCUUAAUUCUUCUCUUGGUACCAAGGAGUCUCUAUUGCUAAUUCCCAUUCCACCUUAAUUCUACUCUUUGUAUCAAGGAGUCUCUAUUGCUAAUUCCCAUUCCACCUUAAUUCUACUCUUUGUACCAAGGAGUCUCUAUUGCUAAUUCCCAUUCCACCUUAAUUCUACUCUUUGUACCAAGGAGUCUCUAUUGCUAAUUCCCAUUCCACCUUAAUUCUUCUCUUGGUACCAAGGAGUCUCAUUUGCCUUACUACUCACACAGACCAUGUUGGGCUACAGGUUGCCCAUAUCAGACACCCCCAUAACUCCUCUCCUGCUCCCCCUCAGCAGGAUGGUCUCCCCCGCCAUAGCGCUGGCCUUCAUCCCCUUCAUCAUCACUCUGAUCAUCCGGUACCGCCACUACUUCCUGCUGUUCUACCGGGCCGUGUUGGUGCGCCGGUUCCAGGACUACACGACGGGCGUUGCUAGGGAGGAGAGGGCCUUCCAGUACGUGCUGACCCACGCCAUCCCCGGGGACCCCCAACAUGUGCUCAACACCUUCGACCAGUACUGCUCCCACUGCGAGCACCUCAGCAACAUUGGGCCCCACAAAGAAUUGUACAUUUGCUCAGGGAAAAUUCUGGACCGGCUGAUCUAUGAGAACGCGCCGCUCAAUGUACUGGAACUGGGCACUUACUGCGGCUACGCCACCAUCAUCAUUGCCCAGGCCUUGCCCUUGGGCGCCCGCCUCUACACCAUAGACUUCAACCCUACCAAGGCAGCCGUGGCAGAGAAGGUGAUCCGAUUGGCUGGGUUUGACGAUGACACGGUGGAGCUGCUGGUGGGCCCCUCGGAUGAGCUGAUCCCGCAGCUGAAGGACAAACACUCGGUACAGAAACUGGACUUUAUCUUUAUGGACCAUGGGAAGCGCUGUUACCUGCGGGACCUGAAGCUGCUGGAGGAACUGGGGCUACUGCAGGAGGGAACCAUCAUCCUGGCUGACAACGUCCUGUUCCCCGGGGCCCCCCACUUCCUGCAGUACAUCAAGACCUCGGGCAAAUACCACUGCCGAAUGCACAGGGGCAGCCUGGAGUAUUUCCGCUAUAUCCGCGACGCCAUGGCAGAACUCACAUACACCAAACUGAAAUGAGCCCCUGUGCCCGGGCCUGGCACACUGACUGGGGGCAAGAGGGCAGCCAUCCCUGGCACACUGACUGACUGGGGGGGCAAGAGGGCAGCCAUCCCUGGCACACUG